Molecule: messenger RNA, 2002 nt
Organism: Scylla paramamosain (green mud crab)
Lineage: Eukaryota; Metazoa; Arthropoda; Malacostraca; Decapoda; Portunidae
Exons: 11
Coding region: 148-1434 (428 amino acids)
Molecular function (GO): protein binding
Source: RefSeq, a predicted model, not a curated record
CUCUCUCUCUCUCUCUCUCUCUCUCUCUCUCUCUCUCUCUCUCUCUCUCUCUCUGUCUCUGUGUGUUUCAGGAGGUGACAGGAGGAGCAAUGUGGAAGACACGCGUGGUAUUCGUCACUGUUUUCACCUGCGUCUUCCUGACCAGCCAUGCUUCUGAAAUCGAGAGCACAACAAGUAGAAGAGACAACCAUGAAGAUAACGGAAAUAUUAACCAAGUUAGACUUCCUGGCGUGUGAUUAUGACACAAAAUUCAGUAACUGGCAAGACGCAAAGUUAAACAGGCUAGCCAUGAAAAUUUCGGCACACCCUUACACCAAUACGACUUUCCAAAUACGAGAAAAGACCACUGGCAAAAUAAUAGCAACAAAUUCUACAGAACCUGAAGCUAGGGUGAGAAGUCUUCAAUGUGAUUCCAGAAGAUGCACAGCUACCGUGGAUAACAAUUGCGUUAAAUAUAAUGGUUACAGUAUGAAAGUGCAAUUCAUUCUGAAGCCAUCGAGUAAGAAAGUCAAGAAUCCCCUCGUUAAAUACGGUGCCGUCAAUUCUGAGGGAAGAGCAACGAUAGCAUUAAAAGAUCUGCUGCCCUUUACGAACUACACCGUAACCGCCAACCCUGCCAACGACGUGGGCGCCGCCACCGACCCCUCCCUCACCAAAGAAACCUCCUUCAUCGCAAUUUCCCAAUGCUAUUGGAAUCCAAGGACUAGGGCAGAGAUCGACGCAAAAACAACCCUGCGCUUCACUUGGAACGGACUUCGGAGUAACAAUGGCAACCCUGGUUACUACACACUCACAUUCUUGGAUGGAGGAGACAAGAGCACUGUGAAAAAUGUCACCGAUACUGAAAUCAAAUUUGCUCACCUGACUCCAGGCAAAAAGUACACGUUAGAAGGGAAGGAGUGCUUUACAACAGUGCACUGUGACAUACUGACGACACUUGAAGAAUGGACGGAACCAGAGAAGCCACGAGUGCUGGAAAAGACAGAACUCCAGACAACAACAGACACCACCAUCACCAUCCAGCUGCCCGUCCUGCAGAACCCUCCAGGAAUGCACUGGAUAUUGCUGAGGAAAUACAGCGGCGGCGGCGACGAACAUCACACAAGGAAGCAAGACACUGAGGAGAAAGCACUGGUAAUGGUUCGCACGGAAAGGGAGAAGGAAAGGAAGGAGGCGCAGGCAAGGAGGAGGAAUAGUCGUUCCGCUGAUCCAGGAGAAAACGAUCACUCGUUGCGAAUUGUGGCUAAGAUCGAGGUGGUGGAGGAAAAGGACCCCGAGGAGUUAGUGGUGGUGGGAGGCGACUGGCAUGGAGGGAAGGGUCUGGAAAGCGACACUGAGUACAUUGUGUUCAUAGUGACGGAGACCAGGGCAGGUCCCUACAGUGGAAUACUUCUCGUGCAAGCCAAGGAUUAUGAGGACAGCGAAACGGCCUAAAGAGCCCGCUUUUCUGGGAAUGGACCGUGGCCCUGUGUUCUGCUGCGCUCUUCCUCAUUUGCUUCAUUGCACCACUGGUGGUGAAACUUAAGAAAUCAAGGUCUCUUGUUCUGACACAGGAAGCAGCUUCCGGAAAAGAGUCGUUGUAACCCAGUCAACAAGGAAGGUAAGGCAUGAAGACAGGAUCAUGCGGACCAUAACUAAGGCCAGCAUUCAGAGACCCUUUGUUCUCUCACCACAGCGACUGAGGUGCUGUCAAAGAAGACUACGAUAUGUUAAGACAAGUAGGAAAUCUACCUGCCAGGUACUAUAUAAUGGUUUAGGGAAUAGACCUUCUGUAUUAGAUAGCUAGUAUACUCAAUAAUUUUGCUCUGUAUUGAUAUCUCUGUUUCCUUAUUCUUGAAAUAAUGAAUAAAAUGCUCAGCAAGCUAUAUUCUCUGUUGUCCGUCGUAGCAAACGAUGCUGUAGUGAUUCUUUGCUCGAUGGAUUUUGUUACUACGAAACCGAGUCUUUUGUAUUGAUUCGAGUCUGUACUGGUGAUGGGCAACAAUAAACCUGGUAACUGCCA